Messenger RNA from Amorphotheca resinae ATCC 22711, 1845 nucleotides. RefSeq lists its product as hypothetical. Gene Ontology annotation, cellular component: cytosol. Gene Ontology annotation, molecular function: metallopeptidase activity; aminopeptidase activity; zinc ion binding. The record is from RefSeq and is a predicted model, not a curated record. The transcript has 5 exons. The coding region runs from base 1 to 1845 and encodes 614 amino acids. Gene Ontology annotation, biological process: proteolysis. Lineage: Eukaryota; Fungi; Ascomycota; Leotiomycetes; Helotiales; Amorphothecaceae.
AUGGCUUCCAUCAGCGGGAAACGUGACCCAAACACGCUGUCCAACUACCACGAGUGGAAGACAAAACAUACCAUUGCCGACCUCGCCAUUGAUUUCAAGAAGCAAAGGCUUCAUGGCACCGUUACUCUGCAAUUGAAGUCCGCCACUGAGAAGCAAUCAGAGGAGAUCGUUCUGGAUACCAGCUUCCUAGAUAUCCAAGGUAUCAGCGUCAAUGGCACGAAGACCAAAGACUGGGUGCUGAAGGACCGCUCAGAACCUUAUGGUUCACCUCUGUCCAUCCGAGUCCCUGGGGGAGCCGCCAAGGACUCCAUUGUGUCUGUGGCUAUCAACCUCUCCACGACCGAGAAAUGCACCGCGUUGCAAUGGAUGACGCCUGCACAGACUUCAAACAAGAAGUUCCCCUAUAUGUUCUCACAGAGCCAGCCAAUUCACAACAGAUCGAUAUUCCCGUGUCAGGAUACCCCUGAUGUGAAGGGCACUUAUGAAUACCGCAUUCGUUCUCCGCUCCCAGUCCUUGCGAGUGGCUUGUCUAAAGGCAUUUCGGAUUUUGUUCAUGGGAAGGACGGUGAGCCUGGAACCUUGCUGUAUUCAUUUUACCAAGAGAUCCCCAUUCCAUCGUACCUCUUUAUUCUCGCAUCAGGAGAUAUUGCUACGGCCUCCAUCGGACCGCGAUCUCUUGUCUGUACGGGACCCGAAGAGUUGGUGGAUGCGAAAUGGGAGUUGGAAGCCGAUACAGAGAAAUUCAUUGAAGUUGGCGAGAAGCUGGUAUAUCCGUACCAGUGGACACAGUACAACAUCCUGAGCUUGCCGGCCAGUUUUCCUUUUGGGGGAAUGGAAGGCCCGACCACCCUUGUCUCCCCUACGAUUAUCAGUGGGGAUCGUGAGAAUGUCGAUGUGAUUGCUCACGAGUUGAGCCACAGUUGGAGUGGAAAUCUUGUUACCAAUGCAAGCUGGGAGCACUUUUGGCUGAACGAAGGCUGGACGACAUACCUUGAACGGAGAAUCAUAGCCGCUGUUCAUGGUGAGCCUCAUCGAGACUUCUCAGCCAUCAUCGGAUGGAAAGCUUUAGUCGAUGCCGUAGACCAUGUUGGACAUGAUCACGAGUUCACUAAACUCGUAAUGGAUCUAAAAGGCAAAGACCCUGAUGAUUCAUUCAGCACUGUUCCCUACGAGAAGGGUUUCCAUUUCCUCUACUACAUCGAAAAACUAGUUGGCAAAUCACAAUUUGAUCUCUUUAUCCCUCAUUACUUUACCAUCUGGCGGGAAAAGUCUCUUGAUUCUUACGAGUUCAAAGCCACACUUCUCGACUUCUUCUCCAAGAACGAAGAAGCUUCGAAGGCUCUCGAAUCCAUAGAUUGGGAUGCUUGGUUUUACAAACCUGGUCUACCACCCAAGCCCGAUUUUGAUACCAGUAUGGUUGAUGUAUGCUAUGCUUUGGCAAAGAAGUGGGAAUCUAAGGAUUACAAACCCAGCCCCAAAGAUAUUGAAGGCCUAACUGCCAACCAAGUUGUCGUCUUCCUGGAAGCCAUCCAACUCUUCGAGACGCCUCUCACACCCGCCCAAUCCCAGCUCCUGGGCUCUACCUACUCCCUCGUCGACACCCGGAAUGUCGAGCUCUCCUCGCGCUACUUCGAAAUCGGCCUAGCUGCCAAGGAUGAGAGUGUCUAUGGACCCACGGCGGAUCUGUUAGGUAAGGUCGGCAGAAUGAAGUUCGUGAGACCGUUGUAUCGGGCCUUGGUUGCUUGUAACAGGAAAUUGGCAGAGGAGACAUUUGAGAAGAAUAGAGAGUUCUAUCAUCCGAUUUGUAGGGGUAUGGUGGAGAAGGACUUGCAAGAAGGCAAAUAG